CUGGUGGCUGCUAUGGAGCCCUCUCUAAAGGCCUGGGGUCUGCUUGUGUUCCUGCUGUGCCUGCAGUACAGCUCGCUUGCACAGAGUACUUCCAGGCGAGAGUUCAUGGAAUACCAUCACCUAAGCCCACACAAAGAAUUCAGUGGCUACAGCUGUGAUGUGCUCAUGACAGAGAAAGGUCUGAAACCCAAGAUCUCACACUCGUUUGUUUAUAUGGCAUGGUACAAAGUUGAGCACAUAUGCAUUAGUGGCAACUGGAAAGAUCGCUACAGAAAUUCAUAUGUUUGGGCUCAGACUCCCAUUAAGGUACUCGAGUGCCAUCGGGAGAAUUUCAAAGGUAAAUACAUAGAGAAAAGGAGCUACAACUAUGUUCAGUUCCACUGUAACGCAGAUGGCUAUGUCGACAGCAUAGAGGACAUGAAGGUUUUGGAGCCCAUCUUCGCCUAGCUCACCAGCUGGCCAGGUCUGGGAGAGCCGUUAGUUCCCAACUGUCAGCCUCUGCUUCCAUUGCAAUUACAUGUCAGUGUUUCCCAAGCAUGUUGAUUCUCGAUAUUAUGACCAUGCUUAUGCUCUUCCCUGCCUAAAAUAACAUUCCUCCCUUUCAUUGACAUUUUUUAUGACUCGGCUCACACAGCUUCUCUUGGUGGGACAAAGUAUCUGAGAGAACCCGUUCAGGAGGAUUUAUUCGCCUCCUCCUCUCAGGGCUUUCAGUCUGCGGCUGGCUGGCUCUGCUGUCCUUGUGGAAGAGUGAGGCAGAGCUUGGUGGGGAAGGUGGAAGAGCAGAGAUGUUCACUCCGUAGAGACUGAGAAGUGGAAAGAGAAGGAGGGCGAAGGGUGUGGGGACAAGAUGUGACCAUUGUGGCUCCAGUGGCCUAUCUCCUCCUCCAACAGGAGCCACUCAGACCCACUCAGCUAUGAACUCAUCAAUCCCCUGCCAAAGUAAGUUACAGCCUUCAUGACCCAAGUAAGCCUUCAACACAGGAGCCUG
Molecule: messenger RNA, 988 nt
Organism: Cricetulus griseus (Chinese hamster)
Lineage: Eukaryota; Metazoa; Chordata; Mammalia; Rodentia; Cricetidae
Source: RefSeq, a predicted model, not a curated record